AUGGCUCUAGAUCCAAAACCGCAAGGGCGCAAGCGCGGUAGGCCUGCAAACGCGUCCAAACAAGCCCCCAGCGCGUCGCAAGAUCGACCAGACGAGUAUGAAGCCGAUAUCGAAGAAGCUGCGCGUCCGAAACAACGAGGACGACCAAAGAAAAAAGCGCAAGAAGAUGCGCCCGAGGAAGAGGUAGCGCAGGCGGAGAAACCCAAAAAGAAGCGUGGUCGACCUUCACUGGAAGAUAGGAAUGCGGAAAAGUCGACAGAAAAUGCACCGCAACCGAAACGAAAACGUGGUCGCCCUUCACUAGAGAAGAAUCAGGAUGCUCAAGAAGCUGAUCCAGAAACGGUAGAAGAGGCGGUCCAACCAAAGAGGAAGCGCGGACGCCCAUCUCUCGAAAAGAAUCAGGAUGAGGAGCCUGAGCAGGAAACAGAAGAUGCUGGAAAGCAAAAACGAAAGAAGAAGUCGAAGGAGACACAGAUUGAAGAGCCGGAGGAGCAGCCCCAACCGCGAAAAAAGGGCCGCAAGGCAGCUCAACAACCUGAGCCGGAGCCAGAAGAACCAGAAGCAGAACAAGCACCAGCACCAGCACCCCGAAAGAGACAGCGUCUUGAAACCAAAGAGCCCGAGCCUGAACCUGUAUCUGAACAAGAGGAGCAACCACGACGAAGCCCACGGGAUUCUUUGCGCGAUCUUGGCGAAGAUGCCAAUAACAGGGGCAGCAAAGCCGAAAGGUCUAAAAAGAAGAAGGAUCGUGUAUCACAGGAAAAUGCAGAAGAUGAACAACCCGAAGAUGCUCCCAAGAAGCGUGGUCGCCCAAAAGGGGGAAGGCCAUCGGCUGAGACCGCGGAUGAACCACAAGAAGAGCCACAAGAGACGAAUAAGAAGAAACGUCGUGGCAAGGAGAAAGACGAUGCACCCUCUGACUCAGACGAAUCUCUCGCCUCUCCGCCAAAGCCAUACAUCCACAUUGCUUCCUUUAAACGCACAAUUCGCUCCUCCAAAGUUGCGGCAGACUGGUCCGGUCUAUCGGGCGCAUCACUUCCCACUACUAAAUCCAUCCUCAAACUCGCCCAACAACCUAUCCUGCAACGCAUGGCCCCGACGAACAACCGACGCACCCAUGCCUCUGCGGCAUUACAUCUCGUCUACCGCCGCAUGGAACGUAAACUCGCCCGUGGUCUACCCUUCCCCCCUGGGAAUCCAUCAUCAAAGACUACAAAACAGCGCCUGGAUGCUGAUGGGGGUCGUGCCCUGGAGCUUGAUUUUGAGGCGGUGCUCGAUGGGAAGGCGGCGUUGGAGAGGCAGCUUGUGCCUGGGAUGCAUGCAGUUGAGCUAUUGAAGGCGGAGAAGGAGAGGAUGGAGAGAGAGCUUGAGAGAGAUUAUGAAAAACUGAGGAACUUGGAGGCAAAUGCGAGGGCACAAACAAGAGAGCGGAAGGAUUUGUUCCGAAAAGCUCAUGGUCUCGCACCGACAUCAAGGCCAGCCAGCAAGGAUCAAGAUACAACUUUUGUUACUGACACCAAAGAUCAGGAAAGUCUCAAGGACAUUGUCAAUACACCUCUUGAGCCUAUAGCCCUGCAACUAGCAGAUCACGUCGAAAGCAUCCGUGGUAACCUCCAACAGGCUGAUGGGCUCACACCACAAUUGAGUCGGACAAAAGCUGCUUUACAGGAUGUGUUGCAGCGGUACCUAGAUGAAGUAACUUACGAGCAGGUUGUCCUUGGAUAA
Messenger RNA from Fusarium mangiferae, 1725 nucleotides. RefSeq lists its product as uncharacterized. The transcript is spliced from 3 exons. Gene Ontology annotation, molecular function: DNA binding. Bases 1 to 1725 code for a protein of 574 amino acids. Lineage: Eukaryota; Fungi; Ascomycota; Sordariomycetes; Hypocreales; Nectriaceae. The record is from RefSeq and is a predicted model, not a curated record.